Hyaloscypha bicolor E is the source of this 1504-nucleotide messenger RNA. RefSeq names its product cobW-domain-containing protein. The coding region runs from base 153 to 1316 and encodes 387 amino acids. NCBI's taxonomy places the organism in Eukaryota, Fungi, Ascomycota, Leotiomycetes, Helotiales, Hyaloscyphaceae. Gene Ontology annotation, cellular component: cytoplasm. The record is from RefSeq and is a predicted model, not a curated record. The transcript is spliced from 4 exons.
GGAAGAUCUUUUCGCCGCGCCUUGCUUUUCUUAUCGCUCCCCGAUAAGGAAAAAACCUCAAUUCAACAUCAACAUCCCCAAACCUCUCCACUCCAACCACAACCCAUUGUCCCGCCCCUCUUCUUUUCUCCUCUCCCUUCCCCUACUCCAAAAUGCCCCCCAUACCCAUAACAAUCCUAACCGGCUUCCUCGGCUCCGGGAAGACCACCCUCCUCCUUAACCUCCUCCCACAACUCCUCUCCCAAAACCCCACCUACAAGCUCGCCCUCCUCAAAAACGAGUUCGGCGACCUGGCAGUUGAUAGCCAGCUUGCGAGCGCGAGUAGUAUUGGCGGCGUGAGGGAGCUGCUUAAUGGGUGUAUUUGCUGCAAUCUUGUCGGGCAGCUUGACGAGGCGCUCAAGGAGUUAGCUGAGACGGUAAACCCAGACCGAAUCGUUGUCGAGACGAGCGGGAGCGCAUUCCCUGCUACGCUGGCUAUGGAAGUAAAUCGUCUCUCCCGCGAAACAAACGGAGCUUACACCCUCGACGGCGUGAUCCACGUAAUCGACGUUGAGAACUGGGCCGGCUACUCGGACACCUCCUACACGGCCAAAAUCCAAGCGAGAUAUACAGAUUUGAUUGUGUUUAAUAAGUGGGAGGUGGCGGGCGAGCAGAGGAUGGAGGUGUGUUUAGACCGAGUGGGUGAUUUGGAGGAGAGUAUUGCGUGGGUGAAGAGUGAUCGGGGACGGGUGCCGGUCGAUGUGGUGUUUGGUGUUGAUGGGGGGUUGGCUAGGACCUUGGGCGAAGAGCCAAGUCCUCAAGUUAAUGGCCAUGGCCACGACCAUUCUCGUGGUGAGAAUGGAGCUGGUGGCCAUGGACGUGGGCAUGAAAAUGGGAAAGGCCAUCAAAGUGAAGUCGAAGUCCUCUCCAUAACUCUCUCCUCGUCAUCCCCGACUUCGGUAAUCGACGCGUCGAAAUUGGAAAAACUCCUCAAAUCCGCGCCAAAAGACGAGGUGUACCGCAUCAAAGCCGUGCUCGCUGCUUCUUCGCAUAUCUCGUCCUCCGACUCCGAAUCCUCCCCGGCCUCCUCAUCCGAAGAUAACACAGCAGGAGUCAGAUAUAUCCUCAACUGGGCUUUCGGACGCUGGACUUGCACGCUGGUGGGUAAAGCGGGGGAAGAGCAUGAGAGUAGUAGCGGGGUUGUCCUCCGGAUGACGAUGAUCCUGGCGAGGUUCGAGAGUAAGAAGUGGAAGAAGAGGAUUGAGACGCAGGGUUUCGUUGAGUUAUUUGGCGAUGGUGGAGAAAAAGGGACUUUGACGGUUGACAAGAUUGCAUGAGUUUCUCGAGCGAGAAAUAAUGAUAAUGAAUUGGCAUGGGAGACGGAGUUGGGAUUAGAUUGGCGGGCGUUUCCGGUCUAGAGAAUAUGGAGUCAUAUUCCUGCGCAGGAGGAUAGAGAGAAUAGAAGAGUUUCCAUGUUUGCGAUGACGACUCUAUCGCAGCGAAUUUAACAAAAGUUGAAGAAGAG